GUUCAGCUUCAACAGCAACAGCAACAGCAACAGCAACAGCAUUGCGUCUAGCCAUAACACCUGGUAAAGAUGACCUCCAGUAACAUGAACAUGAUGAGCAGGAUUGUCUUCUACGAGGACAGGAACUUUCAGGGCCGCUCCUAUGAGUGCAUGAACGAUUGCCCUGACAUGUCCUCCUAUAUGAACCGCUGCCACUCCUGCAGGGUGGAGAGGGGCUGCUUCAUGGUCUACGACCGCUCCAACUUCAUGGGAAACCAGUACUUCAUGAGGAGGGGCGAGUAUGCCGACUACAUGAGCACGAUGGGCAUGAAUGACUGCAUCAGGUCCUGCCGCAUGAUCCCCAUGUACAGAGGCUCUUACAGGAUGAGGAUCUACGAGAGGGAGAACUUCCAGGGCCAUAUGCACGAGAUGAUGGACGACUGCGAUAACAUCAUGGAUCGCUACAGCAUGUCCAACUUUAUGUCCUGCAACGUGAUGGAUGGCCACUGGCUGAUGUACGAGCAGCCCCACUACAGAGGCAGGAUGAUGUACAUGAGGCCUGGAGAGUACAGGAACUUCAUGAGCAUGGGCUUGAGUGGCAUGAGAUUCAUGAGCAUGAGGCGCAUCAUGGAUUCUUGCUACUAGAUCACGACACGAUGUUGUAGCUAUGCUUUUGUAGGCUCAUUCUAGAAAAUGUGCGACUUUGUAAGCUAAUUUUCAGCAAUGUACAGUUGUCACCGACUGUAUCAAAUCGACUGAAAUGUACAUAUACUUCUGUGCUGAGGGCUACAAAAGAGAAAUCAUAAGAACAUCUAAUAAAGUCUACUUACUGCAUAAUA
Molecule: messenger RNA, 818 nt
Organism: Mugil cephalus (flathead mullet)
Lineage: Eukaryota; Metazoa; Chordata; Actinopteri; Mugiliformes; Mugilidae
Product: gamma-crystallin M2-like
Exons: 1
Coding region: 70-624 (184 amino acids)
Biological process (GO): lens development in camera-type eye; visual perception
Molecular function (GO): structural constituent of eye lens
Source: RefSeq, a predicted model, not a curated record